ACAAGUUCUAUAUAUAGCUAGCCACUUCAUUCUCACUUCACCCGUCAAACAAAUUAAAGCCAGCAGCUUUAAGCCUUUAAUUUCUCUCUGUAGCUAGCUAGAGCUUAUUAGCAAAACUUGGCCAACAUCCUAUAAAUAAUGAAUAAAGUAAUACUAAGGGUGGAAGCACUACAUGAGAGGAAAUGUAAGAAAAAAGCCAUGAAGAUAGUGUCGAAUAUUGCAGGGAUUGAGUCAGUGUCAGUGGACAUGAAUGAAAACAAGUUGACGUUGACUGGGGAAAUGGAUGCUGUGGAAGUUGUUGGGAAGCUGAGGAAGCUCUGUCACACUGAAAUACUGUCUGUUGGACCAGCCACAGCCACAGCCACAACCACAGUCAAACAAGAGCCAAAGAAGAACAAUAAAGAACCUUCAAAUCUGGAAGCUUCUAUUGUACCCAUUCAAGCUUAUCAUUAUUAUUACACAAGUAUGGAGGAGAAUCCCAAUGCCUGCGUUAUCUUUUGAUAACUUAUUUGGAUUAUCCGUUUUCAAUUUGCUGCUUUUAUUUCUUUUUUUGAUGUUUAAUGUUUUCUUACUCUCAAAAUGUUGGUUAUGGAAAUAAACUGAUGGCCUCGUUAAUGAGAGGAACUUUUAUUUUUCUCUUCAUCAUUUGUAAUUACUUAUGAUUGGAAAACGACAGUACGACACAGAUUUCCAAGUGGAAUCCAAA
This is a messenger RNA of Arachis duranensis, 706 nucleotides long. RefSeq names its product heavy metal-associated isoprenylated plant protein 12-like. The transcript is spliced from 2 exons. NCBI's taxonomy places the organism in Eukaryota, Viridiplantae, Streptophyta, Magnoliopsida, Fabales, Fabaceae. Gene Ontology annotation, molecular function: metal ion binding. The coding region runs from base 139 to 501 and encodes 120 amino acids. The record is from RefSeq and is a predicted model, not a curated record.